GUCCAUACCUAUCUGUAUGCACGCAAGGCUACGCGACCUCCAUCACAUCGACAACAAUACCUAAAUGCCAUAGACAUGACCAGCGCAUGUCACAUCCUCCCCCGUCGACCCUAUGCGCCGAACCGCGAAAGCUGAUGAAGAGCUCGGGAAACGCGACGAUGACCUCCACUUCCGCCCGCGACGGUCGCACUCGCACUCGACAUCGAUGACCGCGUCCUUCCCGUUCAAAUGGCGCCGACGACGGGUGCUGGCCGUGCUGGCACUGCUGUUCCUGCUCUAUGUCUUGCAUCUGUAUGUUCCUGGUGAACUAGCUACACAGACGGACGCUUUCCGACCGAAGCCACCGCGUACGUUCCAGGGCUACGAUGCGGCGACAGCAAAAGAGCCCAAGGGAGCGCCGCCACGAGAUCCAGAGGCUGAGGAGCAGGUCGAGGAGGAAAUGCAGCAUUACUACAAUGGCGUGACCAGGUUCUACAAGCUCGGGAGCACCCUUCAGAAGGCCUCGCACACCAUGGGAGCCUAUCAAGUGAAUCGUAACGUGCUGUUUGCCGCAGCAUCACUGAAGAGUGUUGCCAAUCUAGUUCCUCUGGCGUGCGAGAUGGCCAAGAAUGACAAGAGCUUUGCGCAUUUUGCCGUGUUUGGGAGAAGCUCGCUAUCGAUCGAGGAAAUUCAAGAGCUGAAUGGCAUUGACAAGAGCUGUACCGUCUACUGGCACGAUGCGCGCGGAGACUAUGCCGAGUACAGCAGUGACGCGCGAGUGGAAUCGGCCGUCAGAGGAGCCAUGAAGCACAUCCAGGAGUACAUACAUCCCCAGGCCAUGAUCGUGGACGACAGCUCCAAGGAAGAGGCUUACUUCACGAAGGCAAUGCGCGCCAAGGCCAGAGACAUGGACAAGGCGCUGAUAGAGAUCCCACGAGGAAAGUACGAAGAGUUUCUGUGGAUCACCAAACUAGACUCUGGCAGCCUGGCACAGUGGUUUAAGCCAACGAUUGACAUUGUCAUCCAAGCGCCACGCGGAAGCUCCGGUCGUCUGAUUCGUUUACUGCAAAGCUUGUACAAUGCAGACUACUCAGGCUUGAAAGUGCCGAGACUCAACAUUGAGUUGCCUCCAGACGUCGAACCCGCACUACAGAGAUACUUGAGCGAGUUCUCAUGGCCGCCAAGAAAGGAUUCACCACUACAACCGAAUUUGCUCACAGUACACCAUCGCAUUCCAUCUGAACGUAUGAGUUCCGAGCAAGCCUCGCUGCGCUUCGUCGAGUCCUUUUAUCCGACCCAAGCCAAUGACCACCAUGUCUUACUUCUUUCGCCCCAGGUGGAUGUCAGUGCAAUGUACUACCAGUAUCUGCAGUAUAACAUGCUUAAUUACAGAUACUCCGCCCACAGUCUCCUAGAGUCUAACAAGCUGCUUGGCAUUUCGCUAGACGUGCCAUUAACGACCUUGAAUGGAGCAAACAAGUUCGUGCCACCAAAGGUCACGGACAUGAUACUUGGGAGGGUCAUGAACGAGAACGAAGCAAGUCCGGAUGAUCCAUAUCCAUUCUUGUAUCAGGCACCUUCGGCGAAGGCAACGUUAGUCCUUGGAAACAAGUGGGCAGAGUUCCACGAUUUUCUCACGAACCGUCUGCAAGCGUCGCACUCUGGAGUGUCGAAGAAGAGUUCCAAAUUAGUAUCUGAGACGGAGCCAGCGUGGCUAGAGUACUUACUUGAGCUCAUGAGUGCUCGAGAUCUGUUCGUGAUACACCCAGCUACGCCAUUCGUUACAAUUCACAACGAGUUGGCACAGAUUCCAGAAGAGUAUCUGAAGCCAGUAAAUAUCGCGAAGUCGUCGGCACAAGAUGCAGCGCACUCUGAUGAAGAGCCGUUCAUUCUGUCCACAGAAGCUCCAGUCUUGAUCGAGCACAUCGAAGCUGAUCCGGAUCGGAAUCGUGGGUCGCUACACAAGAUGCUGCCGCUUAACGGAGUGUUGCCCGACAUCUCACAGCUGCCCUACGUCGGAUUCGAUGGUAAGAUCACACCGUCGUCCGACUUGGACGAACUUAGAGACGACUAUGUCAAAUAUUUCCGCAAAGCCAUAGCAGGCUGCACAGGCGACGCAGCGACACGUGAACGCCAAGUCGUGCCUUUGAAGACGGAGGAUCUGUUUUGUUUUCCCGGGCAGGUUCUCAAAUACGCGGACGAAAUCUCAGACUUCAAUGAGGCCAAAAAUAUUGCUUUGGUUCUCGCUGGGAUGGCUGAUGGCGCCGCCGACGACGACGAGGCAAUCCCUGCCAAGAUUGGUGGGGCCAAGACUUCGGAAACGCAGAAGCCCGACAUGUUGAAAAUAAUCAUCCCUGAUAAGAAGGUGAAAGAUCCUGGAACCUGAUGAAGUGUGCAGUAUUAGGAGGGACCAAUUCAAGACAUUUACAAUGUACAAUAUACCCAAGAGUUCCGAGCAGCCCAUAAAAUAGAAAUAGACAUGAAGCGCCCCGUUUGAAUCGUACUUGAU
This is a messenger RNA of Sphaerulina musiva SO2202, 2488 nucleotides long. RefSeq lists its product as uncharacterized. The transcript has a single exon. The record is from RefSeq and is a predicted model, not a curated record. Lineage: Eukaryota; Fungi; Ascomycota; Dothideomycetes; Mycosphaerellales; Mycosphaerellaceae. Bases 113 to 2365 code for a protein of 750 amino acids.